CGGUAUUUUGUACAGGUAAAUCUUAUAACGUACUUAGCGUAGGAGGAAGACUGGAUAUAUGUUGCUAGACAACAACAACUAAAGUGUUAAACCUGUGUUUGAAAACACUAUAAAUGAUACGGUUUAAGAUUCCGAAAUACAUACAGGAAUAGUUACAUAUUUUGUGUUAUCGUACAUUUCUAGAACGGCUGUAAUAUGAACAAGAGGGAUAAAUAUGACAUUCAACCGGAACCGAGAGCAUCUUUGACAGAGAAGUUUGCGUCAUACUAUGGAAACCUAAGGGGAUUACUGUUAGGCUCGAACUUAACAGGACGGCGUGCUGCAAACGUUCAGGAAAACCCGUUCUCUGAAGAUGCACAGCUAACUGCUUACCAAAAAGAUAAAGAUAAGGAGGGAAAAGAAGGUAAAAAAAAGAUACCUGCAGACGGUACUGGCUAUGCGGUGACAGACGGUACUGGCUAUGCGGUGACAGACGGUACUGGCUAUGCGGUGACAGGCGGUACUGGCUAUGCGGUGACAGGCGGUACUGGCUAUGCGGUGGCAGGCGGUACUGGCUAUGCGGUGACAGACGGUACUGGCUAUGCGGUGACAGGCGGUACUGGCUAUGCGGUGACAGGCGGUACUGGCUAUGCGGUGACAGACUGUAUUUGCUUUGCGGUGACAGACGGUACUGGCUUUGCGGUGACAGACUGUACUGGCUAUGCGGUGACAGACUGUACUGGCUAUGCGGUGACAGGUGGUACUGGCUAUGCGGUGACAGGCGGUACUGGCUAUGCGGUGACAGGCGGUACUGGCUAUGCGGUGACAGACUGUAUUUGCUUUGCGGUGACAGGCGGUACUGGCUAUGCGGUGACAGACUGUACUGGCUAUGCGGUGACAGUCUGUACUGGCUUUGCGGUGACAGACUGUACUGGCUAUGCGGUGACAGACGGUACUGGCUAUGCGGUGACAGGCGGUACUGGCUAUGCGGUGACAGGCGGUACUGGCUAUGCGGUGACAGACUGUAUUUGCUUUGCGGUGACAGACUAUACUGGCUUUGCGGUGACAGACUGUACUGGCUAUGCGGUGACAGACUGUACUGGCUAUGCGGUGACAGCCGGUACUGGCUAUGCGGUGACAGGCGGUACUGGCUAUGCGGUGACAGGCGGUACUGGCUAUACGGUGACAGGCGGUACUGGCUAUGCGGUGACAGACGGUACUGGCUAUGUGGAUUUCCACGUAUGGAACGAAUCCUGGUGCAAGCGUCCAGACUUGCCACCAGGGUAUGAUGGAUGGCAAGCAUACGAUCCUACCCCUCAAGAGUGCCUCGAAGGGGUAUUUACAUGCGGUCCAGCGUCGGUGAAAGCAGUAAGACAAGGGGAAAUUUUCUAUGGUUACGAUACAAAGUUUAUCUUUGCUGAGGUAAAUGGUGACAGGGUACAUUGGACAGUGGAUCAAGAGGGGAAUAUGAUACCAGUAUGUGUCGAGGAAAAUCUUAUGGGCCAAUACAUUAGUACUAAAGCGGUUAGUAGAAUAUCGAGGGAGGAUCUCACAAACACAUACAAGUUCUCAGAAGAUGAUGAAGAGAAAGACGUUACAGCCGAGCUAGCAAGAAAGCUUAGUUAUCGAAGAAUACCAAAGGUACAAGAACCCAACUCGCUUGAUGUUGAGUUUAACAUGACGACAGACAUGCAGCGUUGUGGGAAUUUCAGCGCAAUAAUGAAAAUUAAGAACUCGAGCGACGAAUCUCGAAAGGUGGAUGUACACAUGUCCGCAUUAUCUUGUCGAUAUACAGGAAUCCCAACUACUGAACUUAAAGACACAAGCUCGGCUACUGUUCUGGAACCAAAUGCAGAGACGGAAGUGUCUUUGCAGUUGAAGUGUGUUGAUUAUAUUGGCAAUGUAGAUUCGGACAGUCACCUUAAUCUUUAUGCAAUUGCCCAAGUAAAAGAAACUGGGCAACACUUUAUUUUACAAGAGCCAGCAUGGAUAGAGAAACCACAUUUAGAACUCAAGACGGAAGGCAAUGCUCAUGUUGGCAAAGUGUUUGAUGUCGUGAUAAAAUUAAUAAAUCCAUUAAGCGUUCCAUUAACUGGAGGUCUACUUAAUAUAGAGGGACCGGGGAUGCAGAGGACGUCGCAAGUGAAAGUGAAAAAAGCUUUAGCUCCAGGCGAAGAGCUACGCGAAACUGUACAAAUGAAGUCAAGGCGGUUAGGAAGAAAGGAAAUCAUUGCAAGUUUCCAAUGCAGACAGCUCAGUGAUGUGACCGGUGUCAUAGAGAUCGACGUCAUUGGUGAAAGCAGAACUUAAAAACACUCAAAAGAUAUACCAAGAGUGCAAAGCUAGUGCAUGUGUGGCAGAAUGGAUUUUUCUUUAUUUUUUUCCCCUUUAAUAAGUGAGCCCUUUAGGAAUUAUUGGAGUUAAAUCCUUUACAGGUGAAUAUGUUGGUGCAGUCCACAAUGAAGCAAUAAUCGCCCGAAGAAUGAUAAUUGCCUGAAGACGUACAUCUGAAAGCGAUUAUUCUCUCAAGUGCAAUUAUUGCAUCUUCGCAGACACACUAUUUUAGUUAUCUGCGAACAAUCUUAAAUUGAUUGAAUUUUAUCGGAUCAGUUAGAAAUGAAAUCGGUACAAGUUGUGUAUAGAUAAAGCUAAUGUAAAAAUGGCUGGGAGCCAAAAUGAGAAAAAGUAAAAUAUCAGAUAUUUUGAACAUCCCUCUAUACAAAGCCGUGCAAGGUGUUAAUCUUAAGGGGAUUUGGCAACGUGCAUCUUGCUCGCUGUUGUAAAUACAAAUGUACGUAAUAUCCAAGACGGCGGCCUCUAAGAGCAUGAAAAUUGGUGAGAAUUAUUUACUUUAAAACACUUUCAGUGAAAUGUAAAUGUUGGAAUAAAAACAAUGUACACGUCAUGCAAUUUCUAACACCUUCUUGACGGUUUUACAAUAUCUUUCAUUUUACAAACAAUACAUUUAUAUAUGAAAUUUCUCACAUGUUUAGAACAAUAUGGUUUGAAUAACUUAUUCAAAUUUCAACAAAAUUUAAAAA
Molecule: messenger RNA, 3020 nt
Organism: Mercenaria mercenaria
Lineage: Eukaryota; Metazoa; Mollusca; Bivalvia; Venerida; Veneridae
Product: hemocyte protein-glutamine gamma-glutamyltransferase-like
Exons: 10
Coding region: 196-2289 (697 amino acids)
Biological process (GO): peptide cross-linking
Molecular function (GO): protein-glutamine gamma-glutamyltransferase activity
Source: RefSeq, a predicted model, not a curated record